GGACACAUGGAAGAAUAAGCAGUGUUUAAUUGUGAAUGUCUGGAUACAGGAGUGUGUUUUGGUUAAUACUUUUCAAAGUAGUUGAACGCUUAUUAGCAGCGAACUAGCUUAAAGGCUAGCGCAGUGUAGGCUUUGAGUUCCCCACCCACGCCUCAUUCCUAUUGGCCGGCAAUUGCUGGAGUCAUGUGUCGUCACCGCGUUUGAGGCCUUUGAAUGGCUGUAUAAUCUGUCAUUCAUCUUUUCACCACUUGUUGCUAGGGAGAUUGUUUGAUGCUAGCCACGGCGGAAGUACAGGUAGCUGUCACUUUUUGGGGGGUAAACAGAGAUGCAAGUUAACUAGCUAACGUGGCGACAGCUUAUAAUUUCUACUUUAUGUCACGUUACAAGGUGAUUAAACAUGUGUAAUAGCAGUAGCCGGGUCUCAAAACACAAGGUGGCUAACACGGCUAACACAGGACGAAGAUAGGCGAAAUAGAGGAGGGAGGGACCCUGUCUGCCUCCUAACGUUGUCGUUAGCCAGCCCAGCGAGCUUUCUCGACUUGCGUUCACCUUCAGCUGCACCCUCAAGAAGUAGUUGUACGUCAAGGGUUAGGGUGAUGCCUAAAAAGCUUGUCUUUGUAUUUCCAAGAACAAAAAAAAGGCAUUACGCGGUGCGAGCAGACAUGUCUAGUCUUGGGAGGAUGGAGGAGUGGUUGCAGUGUUGCUACUAGCAAGUCCUUUUUUCUUUUCGUUAACAUGUGCUUAAUGAAUGGGAAGAUGAGAACCGCAUGAAGAACAAAGCUUUGACCACAGACUGGACUCUCUCAGAGUGGAAACCCCCAUCUUGGAUCUUGGACGCCUUCUAAACAUCCAGACCCCACUCCCCCUCACUGUCUUUAACCACUUUUUAUGUUCAUGUAUUCGUCUCCGUUUUUAAGUGCAAGUACAGAAGUAUCGAUCCCAGGUAGUUGACCCCCGCUUUUGUUUUUAUUUUUUACUUUCACCUUUUGUUCCUUUGUAAAGAAAUGCUUUACCUGAAAAAGUACUUCACAGAGGGCCUGAUUCAGUUCACCAUCCUUCUGAGUCUCAUUGGGGUGCGGGUGGACCUUGACACCUAUCUAAACAAUCAGCUGCCCCCUCUGAGAGAGAUCAUCCUGGGCCCUAGCUCAGCCUACACCCAGACACAGUUUCACAACCUGCGCAACACGCUGGACGGCUAUGGCAUCCAUCCAAAGAGUGUGGACCUCGACCAUUUCUUCACCACUCGACGGCUGCUGAACCAGGUGCGCCAGCUGGAUCGCUUCUCUGUGCCCAGUACCGAGCUCAACACCUGGCUAGUUCAUCGUGACUCUGAGACUGUGGUGUCUGCCAGCAGCCAGUCCAGCCCCAGCAUCACCCUGGACAAUGGGGCCGGCUUAGAGGACAUUAACAACCCUGACGCUACCCCGGCCAUGAGGGGAGGAAGUGGAGCACCUGAAUCCACGUACAACCUGAACGCAGCAGACAGCAGCCUGGGAGCUGUUGCCCCAGAGGGCAACCAGGAGCAGGGCAGCAGGGAUGGCAAUGAUGACCUCACCAAAGAGGACAUUGACUUGAUUGACAUCCUAUGGCGACAGGACAUCGACCUUGGUGCAGGACGAGAAGUGUUCAACUACAGCAACCGUCAGAAGGAGAGCGAGGAGGAGGAGAAGCCCAGCCCACAUGAGAACAAAGACGGGAAUGAGGAACAAGAGAGCUGGAGAAAUGGAGUAAACGUACAAGGAGCUCAGCCGGUCGACGGGGAGACAGGAGAGAGUAUUCCAGAGCAGCUCCCAGGUAUUGGCUCACAGACUUCACUGUCUUUACAAGAAUGCUUGAGGCUGUUGGAGGCCACGUUCCCUUUUGGAGAAGAAUCAGAGUUUCCAGCCCCAGUUGUCCCCCCGGAAAUAGUUUCCAAUGAAGAAGCUCCUUCUACAUCUCAGGGCCUUCCUCUGGCACCACAGCUGCCCCCAGCAGAGCCACAGUUGGACCUGGAGCAGCAGUGGCAAGACAUCAUGGCCAUCAUGGAGCUACAAGCAAUGGAAGUGAACACUUCGCUCAACACCAACUCCAGCAGUGUCAAUGGCACAAGUGGGACAACUGAGUCAAGCCCUGUGGGGAGCUUCGAACUUUCUACUCCUUCAACACCAGUUAACCAGGAUGUCAGCCUUCACCAGGCCUCCCUCCCCAGCUGCAGCCAAGACUUUACACAGAUUUUCAAUCCCCAGUUGGACUCUAUUACCAUCACCCCAAGAACCACCAUGCCCAGACUUUCUUCCAGCAACUCCAGCAACAUAAACUCCACGUUUGGAGCCACUAACCUGACCGGGAUCUUUCUCCCACCACACAUUAAUAGUUCUAGUAACAACAUUACAUCCACACCUAUCCUGCCCGAUCCAUUCAGCACUCUGCUGGAAGAGUCCAUGCUCGAUGAGAUCAGCUUGCUGGACCUUGCCAUGGAGGAGGGCUUCAGCCAGGCCCAAGCGUCGCAGUUGGAGGAUGAGCUUGACUCAGAUUCCGGUCUUUCCUUGGACUCCAGCCACAGCCCGGCCUCCCCAAGCAGCUCUGAGACAUCCUGCUCUUCUGCAGCAUCUUCCUCUUCAACGUCUGCUACCUUCUCAGAGGAGGGAGCUGUGGGCUACAGCACCGACUCUGAAGUUGCCACUGUGGAGACAGAGGAAGGUGCUGUCGGGGGUUAUCAGCCGGAAUACAGUAAGCUCUGCCGUAUGAGCUAUCAAGACCCCUCCCAGUUUCACGGGCUCCCUCAGCUCGACAGCAUCAGCCACAAUCAUACGUACAACCUGCCGUUAUCAUCUGCGUUCUCUGAGCACCCAGAGCUCCCCAUUUCAACUGGGAAGAAGACUGUCCGCGACAAACAGCACUCAAAGCUUCAGCCUCAUCAGGACUUGCUCGAUAAACACGCAAGCCGUGAUGAACGCCGAGCCCGGGCCAUGAAAAUUCCCUUCUCCAACGAAAAGAUCAUCAACCUGCCUGUGGAAGAAUUCAACGAGCUUCUAGCCAAGCACCACCUGAGUGAAGCCCAGCUAGCCCUCAUCCGCGACAUCCGCAGGCGCGGCAAGAACAAGAUGGCUGCCCAGAACUGCCGCAAACGCAAGCUGGACACUAUCAUAAAUCUGGAGCAGGGUGUCCAAGACCUGAGGCGCAACAAGGCCCGUCUGCUGAAGGAGAAGAUGGAGUUCAUUCGUUCCAUCCGGCAGAUGAAGCAGAAGAUGCAAAGUCUGUACCAAGAGGUGUUCACUCAGUUACGGGAUGAGGAGGGCCGGCCCUAUCCUCCCAACGAGUACUCGCUCCAGUACAGCGCAGAUGGCAGCGUGCUGAUCAUGCCCCGCGGCGUGACAACUGCUGAGCAGAACCGAAAGCCCGAGAAAAAACAAAAAGACAAAAAGAAGUGAGGGGGGGCAAACUGCCGUUUAUGCUAUAACUUUGCUAAAUCAAUAAGAAAGAUUUCUGCAGAUGCAAGAGAGAUGUCCUUUUUUUCCUUUAAGAAGAUUCUGGUGAGUAGAAAUAUGGCAUUGUUGACUACUCUCGCAUUAGUUUCUCUCUUUUCAUUCUGUUCCUACGUUAUUUUUCCUGGAAACAACUUUGAAGCAGAAGUAGCUCUUUGUUUGAGUACUGAUAUUUCAUUAUUUAGAAGGGGGAAAACAAUAAGCAAGGAGACGAGGGAUUAAAGAGGACAUUAAAGGAGCUAUUAGAAAAAUGUUAGCCGCUCUUGACCCUUUUGCACCAAACCACUGAGGAUGGAGAAGAUUUGUAGGGUAAAACAAGGGACUGGUCUGGAGAAAAGUGGGAGUAAAAGAACAUUGUUAACAAGAAUGGUUGGAAUACCUAUGCACGGAAGGUUUUAAAGGACUAUCAGAUCACAUCCCACCCUGGAGACUUUUAGUGAUUUUCAUAGUCAACGUUUAAGUUUCAAAUGUUCAGGCAAAGAACAGCACCUAUGGUUGUGAGAGUUUAGAUACCAAAGGCUACAGGAAGUCCGUCUUUUUAGGAUGCCAUUAACACCUAUACUAACCAAAGGUUGUAUGGUGCACAUCACUUGAUCUGAACACAUCUUAAAUGCUCAAACGCUGCACUCAAAUUCCAGUUUUUGAGUCAGUUGCAUCUAAGUUUAGAAGGCCCUGAAGAGAUUGGGUUUGAUGUGUGGAUAGAGUAUGUUGAGACAAGAAACAGUCGGAGGCGGGAGGCAGAGUGUUCCCGGGUUGGCCACUGCUAAAAAAGAGGCCUGGAGUUGAAGUCCUGCGAGAGAAGCUGAUGGAUGUUUAAUGGAGGAGGCACACUGCAUUGCUAAAUGUAUCAACUUCCUUAUUAAUUAUACAUAGCACUGUAAUUUGUCUUUUAAAAGGCUUGGCUAUAUGCAUUUUGCCGUGUGUGUCGCUAUUCCUUCGCUGCAGGUUUAAAUACAAGAGCUGCGUUUAGGAAGGCUCUUAUUAACUGUUCAUAAUCUGUAGUAUAAGCAAGGUUAUAGGUCUAGCCACAUCAGCUAUAUGUAAAAGUCUACACCCUCUUUGUUGAUUUGAGCCUGUAAUCAUAAGAGGAAUUUAAGAUAUUGUGAUAGGCCAGGAACUCCAGAGUGUACUGUAUGAUUACCAUCAACUCCAGGCUAUCACAGUUUAAUGUUAUGGAUUAUUUGUUGGGGUUUUUUUUGUUUCUUCUUGGAUGCCAUUCAUUCUAAACAGGCUCGAUUGUCGCUGUGGUGUAGCGAUAUCCCUUUUUAUUUAACUCAUUUGCCAACGUUACCCAACUGAAAGCCACUGGAGGCAAUUUUUUAACUGCUGUAAAGCCAAGGGGUUGGUUUAAAUAUUGAGUUCCUAUGUUUUGAAGUUUUUGUGUUGAUAAAAAAGUGAGCCGAGUUGUUAAAUGAGAUAAAAGUUAUUUGAAUGCGUGAAAUGACUGUGUGUGUUGUGGCCACUUUGAUUCGAAUGCCUUUAUUUCACAAUCUCAUCUUUUAAAUGUUUUGAGAACUGAAGAAAAAUGUUCUCAAAGUAGAAGUGCUAUUACUUGUCUAUUUGAAUGAAGUUUGUCAGUAAGUCACGUCACGUCGCCCUCUUGUUGCAGCCGACAUAGCGGUUAGGGUAGAGUAUUUUACAAGAGGCUGAACAGAACUCGCAACAUUAAGAUGAUGUCCAAAAAAAGGAGAAAUGUUUCAUUAAAUGUGAUAUUCAGGCAUGAAACUCUGGUUAACAUUCACUUUAGUGUAACCCAGUGCGACACCAACUAUUUAGUACUGCAACUACUUAGUGCACUUUUUUUGUCUGUCUCGUUAUGUAAAUAUUUUCAUGUUUGUGUUUGUCAUGAUUUAUGUAGUUUGUCAAAUGUCUCCAUAACAGUCUCACCAUCUGCUUUCAGUUUGGAUGUAGUUCCCUCUGUUUUGAGAUAUUUGCUGGCAAUCAAGAAUUGUUUUUAUUGAUUAAUAAAGUGUUUUUAUUUUCACCCGGGACUCUUUUGUGUUCUAGUUGUCAUGAAUGGUAUAUGUUAUACUGUGCAACACGGGGCUUGGUCCGGAAAGCAGGUUUCUUAAGUUAUCUAGAAAAGUUUGGGGUUUUACAUCAGUCCAUGUCUCAGAUUUUGGGGAGGUGACUUGGGGAACUUGCAGUUAUCCCGACAACUCAAAAAUCCUGCUUCUUGGAACGAGCCCCAGGACCAUGAACAACUGGGUGAAAGAGCUGCAACGAUUAAUCAGUUAGUAGAUGGACAGAAAAUUAGUCAUUUUGAUAAACGAUCAUUCAGUUCUCAAUUAAGAAAUACCAAACGUUUGAUGGUUUUGGGCUUACUUUAGGAGUACAUUGCAUAUUUUUAGGUUAAGACAUUUGGUGACACCACCUUUGACUCUACGCUAUUGAAGUAUAUUCCACUGUUUUCUGAUGUUUACAAAUGAUUCAUCAGUUAAUGGAGAAAAUAAUCGUCAGUUGCAGCCCUGCUAGGUAAUAAACACCAGCUUGAAACAACACAGUAACAAAAAGUGAUUUAUUCUCCAAAACCGACAAGCAAGACAUGUUCAUGAAAAACACUACAAAGAUUUCCAAUGACCAAAUGAAUCACCGAAAAGGGUCCAUAAUGAUACACCAAAGGGGUCCUAAGGAAACAGCUAAGAUGAACACAGUUUUGCCCUCAGAAGCACCGAUGCGUUUAUAAAAAAAUGGCACACUAAUGAAAUAAAAACAUCACCUCACCAAUACAACGCCAUAGCAAGAUGACUGAACACUGGACCAAAUGCUAUGUGAAAAAGUUACUGAAGUAGCCGAGCAGUUUUCUUAAAACUGGAGUGGAUACUCAGUGAACACUGCGUUGUACAUUUCAUUUGGAUUUUGUCAAGCAAACCUGAAGCAUAUUUACAGUUAGGUUCUAUCCAGAUAAAAGCAGAAUCAAAUGAGUGAUACUACACCAAAAGACGAAUGAGUCCAAUGAUGUCUUGCUUGUCUCUGAUCCCCUCCCUCCCCGAAUCCUGCCGAAAGUACAAUGAAGUUCAAAACUACAGUUUCUUUUUUGCCCCUGCCCCUUCGCCCUGUGUUAGUUUUUGUCGUCUUUUUUCUCGUCUUCGGUGGGAUACGAGUGCCAAGUAAGUCUCUCUUCGUAGAAAGAGAUGACCACCUGCGGACACUUCACAUUGGCCUCCUUCGCCGGCACCAGGUCCGCUUCGUCAGAAUUUUUCCUAUACAAACAGAAAAAUAAUUUUAAUAACAUGCAUUUUUGCACACGGGUAAAUAAUGUAAUGCCAUGUUUUAAUUCCCCAACAUCUGAGGCAGUUAUUUAAUCACUGAUGUACCAGUAUAAACAGAUGGCCAGCAGUUAUUGUGCUACACACUGCAUACAAACCAUUUCAUGAGAAACAUGAGUUCUCCUGUGGAAUCUGUGGCACCAAUAAUCCUUUCUGGAUCCAGCCCUCGAGCAAAGCCCCUUAGCUUCUCUGUCUGAUGAUCAAAUGACAAAACACAAAAGUACAAUUUUAGCAUGAAUACGUAACACAUAACAAAACAACGUUGAGUAUGUCAUCCGAAUUUAAAGUUCUCAUGGUUGCGUGUGUGGCCGUAGAAAUCUGAAAUCUAAAUUCUGAUCAGCACAAAAGGAAUGCGGGUAAACGAUCUUGCCUACGUGCUCAGUGUCACUUCUACAUAUUUGUAGGGCUGCAACUAAGAUUUAUUUUCAUCACCAGUUAAUUUACUGAUUAUGUUCUCUCUUAGUGGUUUAAUCAAUACAAUGUCAGAUAAUAGUUAAAAAUGUCUGUUCUAAUUUCCCACCGCCCCAAGCUGAUGUCUAGAAAUGUCUCCCUUUGUCCGACCAACAGUCCAAAACCAAAAGAUAUUCAGUUUACUCUCAUGUAUGACAGAAGCAUCAAAUCCUCAUAUAAGUAUUAUUCAAAAUAGUUGCAAAUGAACAUUUCUGUCAAUCAACUAAUCCAUUAAUUGAGUCAUCUUUUCAGUUCUGCAUGUAUUUCAUUCAUUUUCAUUCACACAAUAUUUUAAAGUAAAUGUUGUUGUCUUGUGUCGGCAACUUUUAAGAAAUUGUAGUGUCACAUCUGUAUUUCAACGAGUUGUGGAUAAUUCAAGCGCCGCAGGCAGACUCUCUAGAAGUCUGCAGGAAGUCCACAUGAGCCCUCCUGUAAGGACUUUAUGAACGGUGGAUUUGAAGUCCGAACAUUUGGGAUUCAGCCUGAGAGCUGCCUGUUGGUGGAUAUUCGACUCCACAGAGGGUAUCCUGCAUGUGCAGGAGGGAGCCUGUAACGGGUUGUUACAAGUGGACACUUGAAUUUCCGUAUUGUCUGGAAACCAGCACCCUGCCUUACCGUGAGCAACUGUCAUCAGAGCCUGUGAUGUGGUUUUCCGUGACAAAAAGGUGCUUACCUUGAUGAGGUUUAAGGUUUGCCUGAACUACAAUAAACACCUGCCACCUGCAACUCUUCAUCUAA
Micropterus dolomieu (smallmouth bass) is the source of this 7921-nucleotide messenger RNA. It is a transcript of the gene nfe2l1b, whose product is annotated as nfe2 like bZIP transcription factor 1b. The record is from RefSeq and is a predicted model, not a curated record. The transcript has 6 exons. Gene Ontology annotation, molecular function: RNA polymerase II cis-regulatory region sequence-specific DNA binding; DNA-binding transcription factor activity, RNA polymerase II-specific. Gene Ontology annotation, biological process: regulation of transcription by RNA polymerase II. Lineage: Eukaryota; Metazoa; Chordata; Actinopteri; Centrarchiformes; Centrarchidae. Gene Ontology annotation, cellular component: nucleus. Bases 1005 to 3410 code for a protein of 801 amino acids.